Messenger RNA from Mizuhopecten yessoensis (Yesso scallop), 842 nucleotides. RefSeq names its product sialate O-acetylesterase-like. The record is from RefSeq and is a predicted model, not a curated record. Gene Ontology annotation, biological process: carbohydrate metabolic process. Lineage: Eukaryota; Metazoa; Mollusca; Bivalvia; Pectinida; Pectinidae. Gene Ontology annotation, molecular function: sialate O-acetylesterase activity. Bases 30 to 842 code for a protein of 270 amino acids. The transcript has 7 exons.
CUGGCUAGUAAGGAAACGGUUCGAAAACAAUGACUGGAAUCAAUUGGCUGUUGUGUUGUCUGACCUUUUGCAAUGUCGUGGGCUUUGGCAGCUCGACAUUUCAGUUCGCGUCGUACUACAACGACCAUAUGGUGCUGCAGCAGGGAGCGGGCGGGGCGAUUGUUUGGGGGACAUCCUCUAACCUCAGUGACACAGUACAGCUGGUCCUAAACGGUCACAAGGUCAGCGAAGAUGUAGUCACCCACAGCUCGACAGGAAUCAUGACUUGGAUUGCAAAAGUUGUUGUCAUUGGCGACAACUAUGGUCCGUACACCCUGGCGGCAAAGUCGGGUCAAGGGACGAGAACUCUACAUGAUGUCAUGUUUGGUGAUGUAUGGAUAUGCUCUGGACAGAGUAAUAUGGAAUUUAAUAUGUAUGGGGUUACAAAUCACUCCGCCGAGUUCGCAGAGGCUUCAAAUUACAGCAAUGUCCGCAUAUUCAAAACAAAGCACACACAGUCCAGCGUUGCACUGCACGACUUCAACGACACACCUUUCCUUAAUUGGUCUGUUCCAGUUCAAGCAACCCUAGGCGGGUUUUCGGCUGUUUGUUGGCUGUUUGGGAAGCAGUUGUCCUCACAAUUCAAAUAUCCAAUCGGAUUAAUUGAAUCUAACUGGGGUGGAACGAGAAUAGAAUGGUGGUCAUUGGCGUCUGCUCUUAGUAAAUGUCCUCACAAUGGAAAAAGAGCAAUCCAUAACUCGGAUUUGUGGAAUGCGAUGAUGAGUCCUUUUACCAGGAAUACUAUUUAUGGAGCUUUUUGGUAUCAAGGUAAGGCUGGUUGUAAUUUGGUAGACAUCUCCUAA